AGCGGAAACAGAUGCACAGGGAAAAGGCCAAGGACUUCGUCCUCGCCCUUAAGACACUCAUCCGACAACAUCCGGUCAUGUGCCACGAAAACCACCUAGAACGUAUUUAUGACGGUCUGCGAGUCGAAUACCGACUCUUCGUAAAAAGAAGCGAAUUCCAAACCAUCGAGGAACUCAUGGAGCUCACCGAUGAGUACGAACUGCUCAAAAACGAAGAAGCCAGACAAAGUAGACAAGCGGCACACAGCCUUUCCACCAUAAGUAACCGGUACGACGCAAGGAACACCUGCUGGCGCUGCAAAAGGCGUGGGCACCAGCGUUACCAUUGUCACUACCCACGGCGACUGUUCUGUUCCCGUUGCAGUCAAGAUGGAAAUCUCUCCAGAAACUGCCCAUGCCCCAAAUCAAUCAAUACCGCGCCACCCAUCGCCCAAGCCACUACAGUGCAAUCCGAAUGGAGAAGUAUCGACGGUCGCUUCUACGCCGACGUCACCAUCGAAGGCCUACACGUACGAGCACUGGUGGACACCGGAGCCACUCUAACAUACGUAGACGACAGCACGCGCGUGCAUUUAGAGCGACUCAACAUCCAACCUCAGCCUAAUAAGCGGAACGUCCAACUCGCGGAUCAGACAUGCGUUGCCAGUACACACACCUACCCCGUCAGAAUCAAAUACCGUUAGCCAAGAAGUCUCGGCCAUAUACCGCCUUCACCGUUCCCGGCCGAGGACUUUUUCAAUGGAAGGUAAUGCCC
Molecule: messenger RNA, 754 nt
Organism: Rhagoletis pomonella (apple maggot)
Lineage: Eukaryota; Metazoa; Arthropoda; Insecta; Diptera; Tephritidae
Exons: 2
Coding region: 12-683 (223 amino acids)
Biological process (GO): proteolysis
Molecular function (GO): zinc ion binding; nucleic acid binding; aspartic-type endopeptidase activity
Source: RefSeq, a predicted model, not a curated record